This is a messenger RNA of Pygocentrus nattereri (red-bellied piranha), 5483 nucleotides long. It is a transcript of the gene ube2ql1, whose product is annotated as ubiquitin-conjugating enzyme E2Q family-like 1. The record is from RefSeq and is a predicted model, not a curated record. The transcript is spliced from 2 exons. The coding region runs from base 31 to 870 and encodes 279 amino acids. NCBI's taxonomy places the organism in Eukaryota, Metazoa, Chordata, Actinopteri, Characiformes, Serrasalmidae.
CACCUCCCCCUUCAACCCCCCGCACGACUCAUGGCUACUCUCCUGCGGAAGAUCGGCCUGAUCCGGCUGCACGACCGAGACACGGAAGACCCCAAGCACCAACAGGGCACGCGCAAGGUGGCCAAGCAGGCCGGCCAGAGCCAGAAGGGGGGCACCAAGCACUGCGGUGCGGGAGGAGACACCAGCAUCCUGGGCACGCCGGAGAUUAAGGCCAAGAGGGCCUCGGACGUCCGGGAGAAGAAGGCGCCGAGCAAGGAGGGCAAGGAGAAGCAGCAGCUGCAGCAGCAGCAACAGCAGCAGCCGCAGGAGAAGCAGCAGCAGCAGCAGCAGCCGCCUCCUGCGCCCAACCGGCAGCACUGCACGCAGGUGCGCACACGCAGGCUCAUGAAGGAGCUGCAGGAGAUCCGGCGCCUGGGCGAUAACUUUAUCACGGUGGAGCUGGCCGACGACAACCUGUACGACUGGAACGUGAAGCUGCACCAGGUGGACAAGGACUCUGCGCUCUGGCAGGACAUGAAGGAGACCAACACAGAGUACAUCCUGCUCAACGUCACCUUCCCGGACAAUUUCCCCUUCGCGCCGCCUUUCAUGCGCGUCCUGGCGCCGCGCCUGGAGAACGGCUACGUGCUGGACGGCGGUGCCAUCUGCAUGGAGCUGCUCACGCCCAGGGGAUGGAGCAGCGCCUACACCGUGGAGGCCGUGAUGAGGCAGUUUGCCGCCAGCCUCGUCAAAGGGCAGGGCCGGAUCUGCAGGAAAGCAGGGAAGUCUAAGAAAGCCUUCAGUCGUAAGGAAGCUGAAGCCACUUUCAAGAGCCUUGUGAAGACCCAUGAGAAGUACGGCUGGGUUUCUCCUCCAGUGUCUGACGGUUGACGAGGUCAACCAGCAGUGCAGCAGCUUCUCUCCCUCCCCCACUUCCACGUGGCUUUCUUGAGUUGGGUUUUUCAUUGUUUUUUUUUUCUCACCACCAAACUUGAAAUGGAAAAAAAAAAAAAAUAAUAAAAUAAACGCAACAAAAAAGGUAUCAUGUCACACCCUCCAAACGUUGCUGACUCUCCACAACCACGUCCACCAUGCCUGCCCCGCUCAUCUCUCAUUCCUCACCCAGGUGCCAUGGACCAGUCUCCGGCUGUGACGUUACACGUUUAUUAAUGCUGUGGUUUGGACUACACUAAAAGACAGUCUGUUGCUGAAGGACUGUGGAAAUGAAUGAGGCCCUGAGGAAUGUAAUGCCCCUGUAAGGGGACAGGACAUGCCCCAACACUCACCUCCUACUUCUAUACUAUACCUCUCUAUCACUCUAUACCUCUCUGUGUUCAUUAGUGUGCUCUGUGUUUUCACUCCUCCUGCUACUUCUUCUUUGCCUCCUCCUCCUCCUCCUCUUCUUCGUUUCCUCUGUUUUUUCUCCCACUUUCUUUCUUUUUAGAGCUGACGAUGCAUUGCACUGAACAGCAUCAGCCUUUCCUUCAUUUACAUACAAAUGACUCUGUUAAUAUUUAAUAGAUAGGCAGAUUAGUACAGUACAUUUGAGGUUCACUUUUUUUUUUUCCUUUUCUUCUUCGGCUGUGCUAUUUUUCACAGUUCAAUGCAACAUGAAGAUUGUAAUUUAUGUGGAGCUGUGCUCUUCUUUCUCUCUCUCUAUAUAUAUAUCUCUCUAUCUCUAUGCGCGUGGCUAAAUUUAGACAUCACUGUGUUGCGUAGAUGGUGAUUGAUUUCUAAUGGAGAAAAAAAAACACUCGUUGCUUAUGCAGAGGUACAGUAAAGAUAAAAAAGAGUGGUAGUGAGCCAUUCUUGAUAGUCAUUUAUCAUAUUGUUUCUCUUUUUCUUUUUUUUUUCUUUUUUUUUGGGAGAAGACCAAAAGUCUAUAAUCAAAUCAAAUCAAAUCAAAUUUAUUUAUAUAGCGCUUUUUACAACUGAUGUUGUCACAAAUUAUAAUUCUGAUGAUCUUGAUACCAGAUGGCAGCACCGAAUGUCAAAGUCCCAGUGUGUAGGUGGGCGUAAUGCACACUGAGUGCAGGGCAGGGGUAGCGUGAUCUAAGCACUGCGGUGACGUGGUUUUUUUUUAGCAGCGUGCAUCAAAACUGAUUAUGAAAUCCGUCUCUUCAGAGCAGCGAGCUUCAGUAUGUUGUGACGAAAUGGCUACAGCGGAGACUAGCGGCCCGUGUUGGCACCACCGUGAAGACAACACUGUGUUUUGGCACUGCUACAGCUUAUUUCCCCGCAAGCCAAACACUGCAGUCGCACAGAAAGAAAUGUUUUUCUGAUCCGGGAGAUUGAACACACUGACCUGCUCAGGUUGUUUACCCUUGCGGUGUGGACUAGAUUUGAUUUGCUGCCCGAUUCUUCUUCCACUGACUUUGCAACACGUUUUCGGUUUCUCUUCAUGCUCAGCGGAGAGGCAGCAAAAUGAGAGGGCUUGCUGCAAGGGGUCAAGGAAAAAUGGUCCGAGCCUCAGAGCCUGUAUCAGCACCUUAAACUGCAGGCGUGUUAUUCAGUUAACAAUCUUAAAGGGACUCUCCAACCAAAAUGAAAAAUUCUCCCAUUGCUACCUCUGUUGUAAAUGUGUUUUCUCACAUCUUGACAUUUUCUGGUUUAAAGUAACUACCUAAGAAACCGCUGGUGAUGUAUCUUGAAGGUGGGAGGAACUUUAAAAAGCUACAAUCACUCUGAAUGGAUUUUUGCAGGCUGUUUUUUACAUUUAUUUAUGUUUGCUGGUUAAUGCAGAAGGAUAUUGCUGUAGUCACAUAUCUUACUCCAGCUGCGUAACUGUAGUAGCUAUCUUCAAAUCAUGGUUUCAGUGGAGAGAAUGCAUUGCAGAAAUGAGGAGGACGGCAAGCUAAAAGCUGAACUGAGAAAGCUCGGUAGCUACCAUACCAACAUUUGGUAAAAAAUGACCCCUUGUGUUCUUUUGGUCCUGAAUAGAAAUAGAAUCACUGCUUUCUUUGCGUUUUUUAUUUGGCAACUGAGGUAAGAGCUACGCUAAAGCUGGCUUGGUUAUAUCUAUUAGCCUAUAGAUCAGUGGCUAGGCUAGCUGUCAGGAUUGGAUGACACCACAGGGAAUCCCAGUGUCCCAAUGUAUUUGCAUAAUGCAUGCUGGGAAUUGUAGUGAGAGAACAAAAUGACACAAAAUCGUGAAGUAGCAUAGCACGGCGUAUUAAACAAGACUCCAGGCUGGGCCUAAGUACAACCCUUAGCCAGUACACUGCACCUGCUGAUGCCACUGUUGAUAAGAGGUAAAUUAAGAUGGACCGAAAGGAGUAGUUUAGGGUGUUUUUAUUGUCCAGCAGUGGUGUGGAAUGCUAGCCGCUCAUUCAGUGACCCGACUGAUGCUGGGAGGCACACCUUGGUGUUAUCGACUGCCUCUCCAAAUGUCAGCAUGAAUCCAAACUGGCACGAGCCUCAGUGUGUCUGCAGAAAGCACACAGGCCUGAGCUGAUGCUACUUCAGUAUGUGCUAUUAGACUAUCACCUCAAGUAGAUCUGAUCGCUUUAAAUCUUUUGAUUUGGCAAAUUCAGCUCACCUGCAUAUGGCUUGAACUUGCCACCUCUCGUUGCUCCUUCAUGCCGUCCCCGGUGUGUCAUUCGCUUCACGUUACAUGACUGCACAGUUGGUAGCAGAAAGCCUGAUUAUAUCCUCCGGCGUUUCAGGGGAACUUUAAAUGUCAUAAGGGACGCUACUAAUUAACACGCCAUUUCAAAAAGGGAGAAGGAGAAAACAAACGGAUAAGCAUUCUGUCUCUUUUUGUUUUUUUGGUGCUGUUUCGGUCAAGAAGAUACAUGGACUUUGUCAGGGAAGCAUACAUGGUACUGCAUUUCCCUGCUUUCAAGUCCACGCCGGUGCUUGAACAGUACAGUUUAAUUCCAGACGUCCUUCUCAUUCAUGUCAUUACAAGAUCCCACAUUAUUAGCAGGGCAUGUCGUAACGACGAGUCCCAACAAGAUUUUCUUGCCCAAAAUAAAUUGGUGCGACUCGAGGUCACCUUGAUUCCAGAUAGAUAAAGACAAAUGUGUCCAAGAACAGAACAGUCGGCACUUCCAUUGGAAGAGGCCCUCCUGUUAAGGAGUCUUCUGUUCUUUUUUAAGUUCAGGAAGACGUGUUGAAUUUUUGUCCGUGGUACUUGACUGUAUGCCACAUAUGUGGCAGACAGCGAUUGGAUUAAAGACAUACUAGGCUAUUCCUUUAAAGUGCUCACUGUACUAGACUAAAAAUACAUUAGAAAUAAGCACCAGGAUCUCACUGCAGUUCAGAACGCUCCUCUGAGACUGAGAGAGGGCGAAGAUUGGGAAAAUUCCUGCUGUGUUUGCCUGGCCUGAGGCAAAUGAGAGAGAAAAGGGCUGUUGAUAUCUGCUUGAAUAUAUGACUAUUUUUGUCAAGGCUUUCUUGUGUAGUUUCAAGGAACCAGAAGUACUUAAAGGCAGUGUGGCUGAAAGAAUUACACUCUAGCAUAAAGAACUGGUGGUUUGUCCCAAAUGUCAGAUGACUGUGGUUUUGACUUGAUGUUUGUACAACAGUGGCUAAAAAAGCAUCAUUAUGCCUAUCAUGUUAUGAAUGAGGGGCUUAAUUCCACGCUUGUCCGUCUGGUAGAAAACGGAUCACUAAUCAAACGCUCUUGGUCUUCUCCAGUCUCUGUUUGGACAGUCAUUUGAAAAGUGGUCAUGUGCAUAUUCGUAUGGACGUAGCAAGAGGAGAUACUAGAACAUCGACUAAUUAUAACCGGUCAAAGUUAUCUCAAAAACUGGAUGUUUGCUGGCUUUAAGAGCAUAAUUUUGUGAUAGUUUAGAUUGGUAGAUUGCAGACACUAACAGAAUUAAUUGUCCAAACAAGUGAGAUGAUUCUAUUGUAUUAUAUCUGCAUGUGGUCUGUGAUUGUUAGAUAGCUUUCAAUUUUUUUUUAUUUUUCAAAGAAAAGCAGGAAAACUAUGGGGGGAAAAAAAGAACAGGAAAAAAAAAACUUGUGUUUUUUCUGUUUUUGUCAUUUUUCUUUCAUUAAUGUCUUAAAUGUCAGAUUGUGUUAUAUGAAUGUUUGUGUUUUAAUUUAUUUGUGGUUUGCCAAAAUGAAGAUUUUGAAGCAUGUUGCAGGUAUUGUCACUGAUUAAAGAAAAAAAAAAUAAGAAAAAAAAAAAUCUUAAAAGUGGAAUAUUAUGUACCUGGAUUGAAGGGGGGUCUGCCGUAUAGGGACCGCAGGCUCCGGGCUGUGAGGAAUAAAGGACAUGACGAAGCGUAUUUUCCAGAUUACACAAAGCAACAUCACAGGACACGGUCAGAGCAAAACCAAACAGGAAUGUGCAAUAAAAGUUGUAGGCUUAUUCAACCCUGCAGACCGAUGUGGUGCUCGUUUUCCUUGUGUUUCUCUUCACUGUUGGUGGUACAGCGCUGGUCAGCGUUAGCGAAAAAUGGAGAGAGGUAGUAGAUCAUGAAUGUAAUAGGGCUGUCACGACUACUGGAUUCAACAGAACUUGAUUAAAAUUGACCUUGUGUGAAUUCAAA